GCUUAUCUUCUUCUAUUCAGAGGGCCAUUCCUUCUGCCAUCAGAUGAGCUUUUGCAGCCUUCACCACUCCAUCUGGAACAGUCUGGCAUUUCUUAGCUCACCAUGAAUGCAGCAAUGGCAGCUGGGAGCUGUGGCAGUGAGGGGUUCUUCUAAAGUCAGCUCCCCACCACAUGUCUUUUGGUGCCAUUGCCUCCUACAUAGCAGUUGGAGCAACAAAAUCUGGACCUUUGUUCUUGGUUUUCAGUGUUCAGCAUUGCCUCCUGUGUAUGGCUGUGGUCUCCUUAGUGUUUAUCUGAGCACUGGUGAAUCUUCUGCCCUAUGCUUUUACAAGAUGGAGCUGAGUCACCAUGACAACAUGGAUCAGGGAUCAUCCUCGUCCAUUGGGCCCCAGUCCAUAUCACCAAGGGGCUCCAUUACAGCAACCUCCCCUGGACUACUUGGUCCCAUUGUAGCCCAGCUCAGCACAGAGGGGUCUGUUAGAUUCCAACCUGAGGGGUCCAGUGGGGCCCUCUCAGCAGCUUUCCCUGGGGGGAGCAUACCUCCAAUGCAGAGGGGUUCCUGGCCAGAUGUGCUCUUUGACCCUUUUCACUCUGGACCCUCUCGCUCACAGCCUGAUGGAUCACAGUACAGUGGGCCAGAGGACAGGUCCCUAAGCAGGCCUAGUCAGCCAUUGUCUUUGGAGGUCAACAGAGCCCAACCUGAUGGGGCAGGCGGGGUCCAAAUGUUCACACUGCCUAACUUACUGUCCCCAGGAGAGUGCAGGCCUCUGUCUCCUGGCUCUGGCAGCUCUGCAUCCCAUGCUGGUAUUUCACCCUCCGUCAAGCUCAGCCAGUCACCCAGCCGGUCCCCACUACCAGAACUCUGCACCUUUGAUCCAGCCACCUCAGGAAAACUGCUCCUCAUGGAGCGGAAGGAAGCGCUUCCCAAAGCUGAGUCCAGCGACUAUCUCUCAGCAGGCAGAACUGGCUCAUCCCACAGACCUGUGAGCCUCCCCAAAGCCAUUUCCAGUGAGCUCAUCUCAGGAGGAAGGAUAGGCCCCUCCAAGCCUGGGAUGCUGUUGAAAGCUGAGUCAGAGGAGUUCACCUCUUACGGGAGGGCUGGCUCAUCCCCUGGCCUGCCCAGCUGCGUGGACACCUCUGAGGCUCUGCAGGGCCGGGCCGCUGAAGACGCAACAUUCCGAGACCUAAGAAAGAAGUUGAGCUCUGCCUCGAGGACAACCAAGUUGAACAAGGAUUGGGGAAACAAGUUUUGGGGAAUCAAUUCCCCUGAAGAUGCCCUAACCCAAGGAGGCUGUCUUGACUUGAGAAGCCUUGACUUGCCUCUGGAAGUACUAUAUACAGAGAUUGUACCUAAAGUCCAACCAGCUUCCACAUCAUGUGCUUCCCUUAUCACUGUGGUCACCUGGAACGUUGGCACAGCCAUGCCCCCGAGUGAUGUGACAUCCCUGCUGCACCUCAACAUGGGUGACACGACUGACACUGAUAUGAUCGCCAUUGGGCUGCAGGAGGUGAACUCCAUGAUAAAUAAGCGCCUGAAGGAUGCUCUCUUUAUGGACCAAUGGAGUGAGCUCUUCAUGGAUGUGCUGAGUCCCUUUAACUUUGUAUUGGUGAGCACAGUCCGGAUGCAGGGAGUGAUCUUGCUGGUGUUUUCCAAGUACUAUCACCUUCCCUUCUUGCAGGACAUUCAGACAGACUGCACCAGGACAGGCCUAGGUGGCUAUUGGGGCAAUAAGGGUGGGGUCAGCGUGCGACUCUCCAUCUUUGGCCACAUGGUCUGCUUUCUGAACUGCCACCUGCCAGCUCACCUGGAGAAAGCUGAGCAGCGCAAGGAGGACUUCACCACUAUCCUCAACAUGCAGCAGUUUGAAGGGCGUGUGGCUAGUGGCAUCUUGGACCAUGACAUUGUGUUCUGGUUUGGGGACCUCAACUUCCGCAUUGAGAGCCUAGACAUCCGCUUUGUGAAAUAUGCUAUCGACAACAACAUCCUAAGCCAGCUGUGGGAGAAGGACCAGCUGAACAUUGCCAAGAAUACGUGGCCUAUCCUCAGUGGUUUCCAGGAGGGUCCCCUGAACUUCCCACCCACCUUUAAAUUCGAUGUGGGGACCAACAAGUAUGACACAAGUGCAAAGAAGCGAAAGCCAGCCUGGACUGAUCGGAUUCUCUGGAAGAUCAAGUCCUCAGGUGCCUCGCACAAUCCCAGUGGCAGACGACCCAGCAGGAGCAUCCUGUCUGUGACCCAGCUCUGUUAUUGCAGCCACAUGGAGUACAUGGUGAGCGACCACAAGCCAGUGGCUGCCAUCUUUGCAGUGCAGUUUCCCUCCAAGACUGACAAGCCCCUGGUUGAGAUUCAAGUUGCUGAUGAGUGGUCUAGGCCAGAUCAAGCUGUUGUCAGAUACAAGGUGGCCAGCAUCUUCCAUAGGAGCUCCUGGGACUGGAUAGGUCUCUACAGGGUAGGCUUCAGGCACCCUAAAGACUACGUGUCCUAUGUAUGGGCCAAGCAUGAGGAUACAGACGGAAGCAUACACCAGGUGAUGUUUUCUGAGGAGGCACUACCCAAAGGGAAAGGCGAAUACAUUCUUGGUUACUACAGCAACAACUGCAGCAGCCUUGCUGGGGUGACAGAGCCCUUCCAGAUCUCGCUGCCCACAUCUGAGGCAGGCAGCAGCCCAAUGGACAGCUCAAGCACCAGCUCUGAUGAAGAGGAUGACAGCACCCUGGUUCUGCUGGCACCCAAAUCCCGUAGCCCCAGCCCUGGUAAAAUGAAAAGGCACCGGAGCCGGAGUCCUGGCCUGUCCAAGUUCCAGGGGCUCAUCCUGCGGCCAUCAAGCCGGGAAAGAGCAGCCAGCCGCAGCCCAUCACCACAAAGUCACUGUGGCCUCAAAGGAGACAUCCCCAGCAUCCACCUGCCCCAGGACCAGCUACCUCGGUUCAAUUCCAAGGGCAAGGAGCCAGCAAGGACCCUGGAGAGUAGGGAGAGCUGUAUUGCACCCUCCUACCGGACUGUGGGGGAGCAUGGGGGAAUCCGUGACAGUCCCCUGGCCAAGACUGACCCCAGGAACCUCAGUCUGUUACCCACUCUCCGCUUGGAGACCUUCGACCAGGCCAUGGACCAGAGGAGAGGGAGUGCUGACCAGGGUUACCCUGCCAGGCGGAUGAGCCCCACUAGCCCCACAGCCAUGCUGGCAGGCCUGUUCAGCACCUCCCCCAAAGAAGGGUCCAGUCCCAAGGAAGCCAAGGACCUGGAGAGCUAUGUCCGCAACAUGAGCCACUGAGGACAGGUGGGCUGGCACUGCGCAGCAACUUCUGGGUACCAACCGUUGUGAAACCACUAGUAACCAUCCCCAUAUAGAGAGCUGCUGUCUGCCUCCCUAUGUGUUGCCUUUCUUGCCCACAAUUUGGCCACUCCAGAUGCUCCAGUCUUUCCUCCCAUCUGGUGUUCCAUAAGAAGCAUCAUCAGCAAGUGUCCAUGCAACAUGGUCACAUCCCUGGGAAGCUGCAGCCAUGCGGCACCCGUUUUGACAAUCACCCCCUCCUGGUGUGGUGCUAAGUGUUGUGAGUGAAACGCAACGUCCCAAUGGAGCUGCCCUGAAUUUUCCUCCUUGUUAAGUUAUUCUAGUAAUUAAAUCUUCCCCAAAUUUCUGUGCACCUGGA
Messenger RNA from Alligator sinensis (Chinese alligator), 3650 nucleotides. It is a transcript of the gene INPP5J, whose product is annotated as inositol polyphosphate-5-phosphatase J. Gene Ontology annotation, cellular component: ruffle; cytoplasm; plasma membrane. Lineage: Eukaryota; Metazoa; Chordata; Crocodylia; Alligatoridae. The transcript is spliced from 14 exons. The coding region runs from base 107 to 3271 and encodes 1054 amino acids. The record is from RefSeq and is a predicted model, not a curated record. Gene Ontology annotation, biological process: negative regulation of peptidyl-serine phosphorylation; phosphatidylinositol dephosphorylation. Gene Ontology annotation, molecular function: phosphatidylinositol-3,4,5-trisphosphate 5-phosphatase activity; phosphatidylinositol-4,5-bisphosphate 5-phosphatase activity.